GACACCCACACACACUUUUUCACCAGACACCCACACACACUUUCUCACAUACGCUGCACACACAUCGGAGUACCUGCUUUGUAGCCACUCUGUGUGUGGAUCUGCUCGUGACGGACUUGUGGUGCCAAGAUGCCUUCCUGUGUCUGGAUGUUGGCUCUGUCUCUGGCGGCACUAACAGGAAACACCAUUGGUGAGCGAACUGAGAGGAACUGCUCUCUGUCCCCACCGUACCUCCCCAGCACAGCAGUAAAUACCACUCUCCGGCUGCAGGCGUUACGAGAGCAAAUGCUUCCCCUGAAUAUCUCUGCCUACAUUAUCCCUGGCACUGACGCUCACCUGAGUGAGUAUAUUGCACCACGUGACGCCAGGGUGGCCUUCAUGAGUGGCUUUACAGGCUCCGCAGGCACUGCCGUAGUUACUCAUACCAAGGCCACUCUGUGGACAGACAGCCGCUACUGGGUUCAAGCUGAGAGACAGAUGGACUGCAACUGGGAGCUGGAAAAAGAUGUGUCCAUCAGCAGUGUAGCAGAGUGGCUCAUCGCUGAGGUUCCAGCAGGCGGCGAGAUCGGCUUUGAUCCCUUCCUCUUCUCCCUCCAAACGCAGGAGAACUACAACAUCAAUCUGGAGUCGAGCAAUCGCAGCCUCAAGUCUAUUCCUCUUAACCUGGUCGACGAAGUGUGGAAGGAAAGACCACCCAUCCCACCUGAUAACAUCACCCACCUGCCCAGCAGAGUCAUACAAAGGUCCUGGCAAAUGAAAGUGGAGCACAUACGGAAUCAGAUAAGGGACAAUCCUUAUGAACCAACAGCUCUUCUGCUAUCAGCACUGGAUGAAACAGCCUGGCUGUUUAAUCUGCGUGGCAACGACAUCCCGUACAACCCCUUCUUCUACUCCUACACACUGCUCACAAUGGAUAAGAUCUGGCUCUUUGUCCACAUGGACAGAGUGAAAGAUGAUUUGAAGAAGUACCUGAACUCCUCCUGUACUGGGUCCCUCUGUGUGCAGCUAAAAGGCUACGACACUGUCAGAGAGGAUCUGAAACAAUAUGUGGCCCAGCCUGGCGUUAAAGUGUGGAUUGGCACGGAGUACACAAACUACGCACUUUAUGAGCUCAUUACACCAGAGGACAAACUACUGACGAGCUCCUACUCUCCUGUGUUGACGACUAAAGCAGUGAAAGAUGAGACUGAGCAGCGAAUCUUGAGGGACGCUCACGUGAGGGACGCAGUCGCUGUCAUGCAGCUGCUGAUGUGGCUGGAGAAGGCAGUGCCACAGGGGAAGGAGACUGAGCUGACGGCUGCAGAAUACGUCAAUAAGUGUCGCAGCAAACAGAAAGACAGCAGAGGCCCAAGCUUUGAGACUAUCUCUGCAAGCGGACCCAAUGCUGCACUUGCCCACUACAGCCCAACAGCAGAAACAAGCCGGAGGUUGACAGUUGAUGAGAUGUACCUGGUGGACUCUGGUGGCCAGUAUCUAGACGGGACCACUGACAUCACUCGGACUGUUCACUGGGGAACCCCGACUCCAAUGCAACGGGAGGCCUUCACUAGAGUGCUCAUGGGUAACAUUGAGAUAUCUCGAACCAUUUUUCCCUCAGGAACUAGAGGUUCAAACAUGGAGAUGCUGGGUCGCCGGGCAUUGUGGGAGGUGGGCCUGAACUAUGGCCACGGCACAGGUCAUGGUGUUGGAAACUACUUUGGAGUCCAUGAGUGGCCAGUUGGCUUUCAGAGCAACAACAUACCCUUCAGAUCGGGCAUGUUCACGUCUAUAGAACCUGGAUAUUACAAGGAGAAUGACUUUGGGAUCCGGAUUGAAGAUGUUGCUGUGAUUGUACCUGUACACACGAAGUAUGGUAAUAACUACUUGACGUUUGACACCGUGUCGCUGGUUCCAUAUGACAGAAAGCUGAUUGACACAUCUCUCCUCAGCUCACAACAGCUUCAGUGGCUGAAUACAUACUAUGAGACCAUCCGGAGGCUGAUGGGUCCUGAGCUGGACAAACAGGGACUACAUGAGGAAAAGGACUGGAUGCUCAGGAACACAGAGCCCUUCAUAAAGUCUGGAUCUUCUGCGUCUGUCUGUACCUCCUCGCUGACCCUCCUCGCUCUGGCCAUCGCUCUCCUUCACAACAUCCUCUGAACAUCUUCAUCUCUCUUGCACUCACUCCAUUCACAGUAGACUUGCACACUGACGUUACUCCUAUGCAGUCUCUAUUGAGCAGCUAUACCACGUUGAGGGAUGCACUGCAAUUUAGCAUUGUAAUUGAAGGAUAUGUUUGUUUAAUUAUUUAAUGGCUGAUAUUGUGGUGUUUAAAGUUUAAAAAUGAUCUUUUGUGUGAUUGUGUGAUUUUUUUUUGUUUGUUGACGUUUUAGCAUUUUGGUUUGUAAUCUGGACAUUUGCAGACCAGUUGAUAUAAUUUCUAUUUUAUUAAAGUAACACUC
Morone saxatilis (striped sea-bass) is the source of this 2441-nucleotide messenger RNA. RefSeq names its product X-prolyl aminopeptidase (aminopeptidase P) 2, membrane-bound (gene xpnpep2). The coding region runs from base 130 to 2139 and encodes 669 amino acids. NCBI's taxonomy places the organism in Eukaryota, Metazoa, Chordata, Actinopteri, Moronidae. Gene Ontology annotation, molecular function: metalloaminopeptidase activity. The record is from RefSeq and is a predicted model, not a curated record. The transcript has 21 exons.